Molecule: messenger RNA, 4263 nt
Organism: Funneliformis geosporum
Lineage: Eukaryota; Fungi; Glomeromycota; Glomeromycetes; Glomerales; Glomeraceae
Source: the annotation of a GenBank genome assembly
AUGUCUUUGAGUGAUAGCCUUCCACAAGUUUUCGUCGUUUUGUUCAGUACUUUUAUUCUUAAUAUCCAGAGUUGUAAAAAUGAGCGAUCUCAUUGUAAAUUAGAUGAAUCCAAUAAUGAUUCAAUAAUCUCUUCACGUUUUUCUACCGUAAAAAGGGAUGUCUUUAAAAUUGGAUUUACAUUAAUUCAAGCUAGUUCUUUUGCUUUUCUAUUCGGAUGGAAAUUUGAUCGAGAACAAGACAAAAAUUCGGUUUUAUCCGUCGGAUUACUUGCCGUUUGUUGGCAAUCACAAUCUCUUCCAGAUCAAGAACUAUUGUAUGGAUUAUUAAUUGUCAUUUAUCAAUAUUUUACGCGGUUGCGUCAAUUUGUUCCCUUUGGCAAAUUCGAAAUGUGCUCAAACAUGCAUGGUCCAUCGAGGUCAAAACAAUAUCAUAAAGGCAAACCCGUAUUCGCGGAUAAUUAUUGUUCUUUUUGGGCUUUUCUCACCUUUUCAACCGUUACUCCAUUAAUGAAGAAAACGCUCAAGCUUGGACGAUUGGAUGAUUCUGAUCUUGAUCAACUUUCUUAUUCUCACAGAGCUUCAACAUUAUAUGAAAAAUUCAAAAGUUUACGUGGGCGAAAAUUGCUUUAUCGAAUUUGGAAGGCCAAUCAAAGUAUUAUUGUUCUUCAAGUUGCUUUGAUCACAAUUGUAUCAUGUUUAUAUUAUUUGCCAACGAUUUUUUUUUAUCAUUUCCUGGAAUUUAUUCAAAAUAAAUCACCUGAUGAUUCCUUGGAAUGGGGAUACAUUUAUAUCUUUGGAAUGCUUUUAAGUAAUAUUUUGGUUCAAUUGGUUUAUGGUCAAAAUCGAUAUUUUAGCUCUGUUGUCUUGCCAUGUAAAAUAAGGGGGAUGCUUAAUAGUGAAAUUUAUUUUAAGAGUCUAAAGACUGUGGAUAAUACGAGGAAAGUUAACGUGGAUGACAACGAAAAUGCAACUGUCGGCAAGAUUGCAAAUUUGAUGUCGGUGGACACUAAUCGUAUAUGCGAAUUUGCGGUGGCAUUGAAUGGUGUAAUUGAUUGUCCGAUAGAAUUAAUCGUUGGAGUUUAUUUCUUGUAUCAAUUAUUGGGAUUGGCAAGUCUUUUAGGGUUGCUUGUUUUAUUUGUGACUUUCCCUAUCAAUCAUCAAACAGCCAAACUUUAUACAAAAACUCAAGAUAAACUUAUGAAAGCGAGAGAUUAUAGAACUAACCUUAUGCAUGAAAUUCUUCAGGGGAUUAGAAUGAUUAAAUUCUUUGCGUGGGACAAUAAAUAUGAAGAUCGCGUGCUAGAGGCGCGAACGAAUGAAUUAAUACAGCUACGCAACAAUUUUUUAUGUCGGUCGAUCUUUGAUCUUUUAUGGAUGGCGUCUCCAAUCUUGGUUACAAUAUUCAGUUUCUUUAUCUUUACCAAAAUUCAAGGAAACGAACUUACAGUUUCGAUUGCAUUCACAUCAAUUACAAUAUUCCAUGAAUUAGAAUUCGCAUUUAAUGCCUUACCGGAGUGUAUUAUGGAUGGUGUUCAAGCAUUCGUCAGUCUUGACAGAAUUGAGGAAUUUUUAGGUGAAGAAGAAAUUAGUCUCCCUUUAGAUGUGGAACAUGAUGAGAUAAACUCCAAGAUUGCUUUUGAAAAUGUGACAGUUACUUGGAAUAAAAAUUUUGAAGAUAAAAUUGAUGAGAAUGAAUUCAUGAUUAAGAAUUUAAACGUUGAAUUUCCUAUUGGUGAAUUUAGUAUUAUAUGUGGUCCGACUGGAUCCGGAAAAUCAAUGCUUUUGAUGUCUCUUCUGAGAGAAACACAUCUUGUUGAAGGAAUAAUUCAUUGUCCCCGUUCCCCAACCAACCCUGAUACUCAGGAGCUUACUACAAAUAAUUGGAUUUUGCCUAAUGGUGUUGCCUUGGUCUCUCAACAAGCAUGGCUUUUGAAUGCUACUAUUAGAGAUAAUAUUUUAUUUGGACUUCCCUUUGACAUACUUCGUUAUGAUCAAGUUGUAACCAUGUGCUCAUUAGUCAAAGAUUUCGAGAUGUUCCAAGAUGGUGAUUUAACUGAAAUAGGUGAAAAAGGAAUAACACUUUCUGGAGGUCAAAAACAGAGAGUCGCAUUAGCAAGAGCAGUAUAUUCUAGAGCAAAGCAUAUCUUGAUGGAUGAUAUUCUUAGCGCCGUUGAUGCGUAUACUUCUAGAUUUAUUUUGAAUGAAUGUAUAUUAGGUCCGUUGAUGAAAGGACGAACUCGGAUUCUCGUCACUCAUCACGUACGCUUAUGUUUAACUGGCGCCACUUACAUGCUUGCCAUCAAUAAUGGUAAAAUUAAUGUUAACGGCACAAUAUCAGAGUUACGUGAUUCGGGAUCGUUGAAUUUUAUUCUAGAGGAGGAAGAUGGUCUUAUUGAUGCAAAGAACUAUCCAGAAUUACUUGAUAUUAAACAAGAUGUUCAAAUAAUAACUGAACUACCUGAUACUUCAGCCUUUUCUUUUUUUGUAAAUGAUUCUAUACAAUUGACCAAAAAGAACUCUGAGCCUAAAAAACUCAUUCAGGAAGAAGCGCGUCCAAUGGGCAUGGUCAAGUUUAAAAUUUAUAUGACAUAUUUAAGUGCAAAUGGAAAUUUUUUGUUCUGGCUGUUUGCAAUUAUGCUUUUCUUUAGCGCAAGAAGUACUCAAGUAUUAGGAAGUUGGUGGCUCAAGGAGUGGGCAAACGCAAGCACCGAAGUAUCCCGUCAAAGCAAUGCAUCAACAACCAUGACGUCAUUUCAUGUCAAUCUUCAAGGAUUUUUAAAGCACGAUGUUAAUCAUUAUUUCAGCAUUUAUGUUUUGAUUACUGUGUCAUCUAUUUUUCUUGGAGUGUUCCGUUUUGUUUGGCUUUAUUAUGGAUCUUUAAAAGCAUCUCGAAAACUUUAUCAAACUUUACUUCAUCGAGUUAUCAGAGCUCCUUUAAGAUUUUUUGAUAUAACUCCGGUUGGAAGAAUUCUUAACCGGUUUAGCAAAGAUUUUGAGAAUGUUGAUAGCAAUCUAUCAGGGGACCUUGCUUGGCAUAUAAACAAUAUAUUCUUGAUUAUCGGAACAAUAUUGGUGAUAGCCUCCAUUACAAAAGGAUUUCUAAUUGUGGCCAUUGUUAUGGGAUUCUAUUAUUUGUGGAUUGGAAAGCUGUUUGCGAAUGCAUCACGUGAAUUGAAAAGAUUAGAUUCGGUGACAAGGUCUCCGUUGUUUAGUCAUUUUACUGAAACUUUGAAAAUUGAUGAUAAUAAUAGACCAGUGUUUUAUUUAAAGCUAAUAAAACGUUGGUUAAAUAUCAAAUACAAUUUAACAGGAGUUUUCGUCACAUUUAUUGCAGGGAUCCUUUUAUUAUCGAAUUUAGACUAUAUCGAUCCCGGCCUAGUCGGUUUAUCGUUAUCAUUUGCCAUGCAAUUUACUGAACAGAUCAUGUGGUACGUUAACAAAUAUACUGACCUUGAAAUGAGUUUAAAUUCCAUAGAAAGGAUCAAUGAGUUUUCAGAAAUUUCUCAAGAACCUCCUGAAAUUAUUGAACCAAGACCACCCGCCAGUUGGCCACAUAAUGGUGCAAUAGAAGUUGAAAAUUUAAAAGUGAGGUAUGCACAUGAUUUAGAUCCUGUGUUGCAAAAUGUUUCGUUUAGUGUUAAAGGUCAGGAAAAAGUUGGAAUUGUUGGAAGGACCGGGUCCGGAAAGUCAACCUUAGCUUUGACAUUAUUUAGAUUUAUGGAACCAUGUGAAGGGAAAAUUUAUAUUGAUGGAAUCGAUAUUUCUUCUAUCGGAGUUUAUGAUCUUAGGUCGAGAAUUACCAUCAUUCCACAAGAUCCAAUUUUGUUCACGGGAACAUUAAGAAACAAUCUUGAUGUAUUUUCAAUAUAUCAAGACUAUGAAAUUUUAGAUUCUUUGCGUCGUGUUCAUUUAUUACCAUCCGAUGAAGAAGUUCAAAAUGAUCCAUAUUUAAUAGAUAACAUUAAAGUAUUUUGUAAUUUAGAAACACCUAUUUGUGAUGGAGGAAAGAAUUUUAGUCAAGGUCAAAGGCAAUUAUUAUGUAUUGCUAGAGCUUUGUUGAAAAGAUCUAAAGUCAUUAUAAUGGAUGAGGCUACAGCUAGUAUUGAUUUUUCUAUGGAUGAAAAAAUUCAAAAGAUGAUUAGAACUGAAUUUGAGGAUUGUACAGUAUUAUGCAUCGCUCACAGAUUACGUACCGUUAUUGAUUGUGACAGGAUUUUAGUAAUUGGUAUGAGAAAAGCAUCAAGGAAAAGUUGUAGAAUUUGA